AUGAGGUCUUCUUUGGCUCCCGGCAUUAGACUUAUCACGUCCUUCUCAAGAGAGAGCUGGUAAGUUGACACUAUCUUUGAAUUAUAUUGUGACACCCUUUAUGUAAACAAAACUAAAUGUAUUGCAUUAUACAGUAUGUACGUUGAUGAUGGGGGAGGGGAAACGGCGGUUUUGUCCCUAAUCAGCUAGACGUCAAUGAUUGGCGAGAGAUUUGGUGUCAUUCUAUCUAUGCAUUACUGACAUUCUAAGAUGGGUAGAAUGUUAGGAAUUAGUCACGUCUAGAUUUAAUUUGAGUGUUUCAUUAGGUAUAGUUAAACCCCAUAUUCAAAGAUGUAUUUUGCAAAAAGAAGCAUAGGCAAUCAGACUGACAAGCAUUUUACAUGCAAACAUCCUAGGUGAAGGCUGUUGGAUUUGGAAGGCUGUUGGAUUUCUAUAACAAUUAUGCAAUCAACAAAGCGUUCUGCAUUAUUGCUGUCACUGAUACAGUAUGCUCAAAGGUUUAAAGGUCACAGCAGGUUUAGUCUCAGGCACUACACUUCCUCCCGAAUGGCUGUGUCCGAAAUGGCACCCUAUUCCCUAUGUAGUGUACCACUUUUAACGAAUAACUCUCUGGUCAAGGACGCAUCCUAUGUGUUGUGUGCAGUUAGCCUGAGGAUGAGGAGGUUACACCAGGUUCUAAGUGAGGCGUUAACUGAAUCUAACUGUGGUAAAACCUGCCUUUCCACUCCAGGAAAUGUAAAGUCAAUACAGAGUGUGCACUGUGUGUGGGUUGUAACUAGCUGCCUUCAUGUGCAGUGUGCACCUAGUGUUAUGAGGUAGCUAGGUCCCUGUACUGCUCCCAGCACUGAAGAACUCUUCUGAAUACCCUGUUUUGUUUCCAUGUCAGGUUCCCACAAAAAAAAACAAGCUUAUGUGUACUGUACAGACAAGGCCAUGUGAGCCCAUGUGAGUGAUGGUUUUGUGUUCUCCUCAGAACCCUCUCCAGGAUGGUAGUUUGAAGCCUGCCUCUCUAUCUCUCUCCCCUCUCCCUCCCUCCCUCCUGGUCCUAUGAUACUAACAUCCCAUAAUACCCAAGCCCUGGAGACCUCUAGUCUAGACCAUGUGAAAGAGACUGUCCUAAAAACUGGAGAGGGUGUGCUUUGACUUACAAAGAGGACGAAGUUCAUGGCAUGGUAUUUGCUUUGGAUAACAUUAGAAUGAGCUCUUCUACUCUCUCUGUCCAGGUACCGAGGUUUCACCCUCUUCCUCACCUUCCUCUUCUAUACCAGCUACCAUCUCUCCCGGAAACCCAUCAGCAUCGUCAAGGUAAUACACUGACUCCAUAAACCUGUAUUAAACAUUAUUGUAAUUUAAGGCCACACUGUUCAGCUUUAUAUUGUAACAUCUCUAGGUGUUCUAGGCCACAAACGCCCUAGACCACUUGAGCCGCACUACAAUAAUUAGCAAUAUAUACUGAACAAAAAUAUAAAAGCAACAUGUAAAGUGUUGGUACCAUGUUUCAUGAGCUGAAAUAAAAGAUCCCAGAAAUGUUCCAGAUGCACAAAAAGCUUAUUUCUCUUAAAAUGUUGAGCACAAAUUUGUUUACAUCCCUGUUAGUGAGCAUUUCUCCUUUGCCAAGAUAAUCCAUCCACCUGACAGGUGUGGCAUAUCAAGAAGCUGAUUAAACAGCAUGAUCAUUACACAGGUGCACCUUGUGCUGGGGUCAAUAAAAGGCCACUCUAAAAUGUGCAGUUUUGCCACACAACACAAUGCCACAGAUGUUUCAAGUUUUGAGGGAGCAUGCAGACUGCAGGAAUGUCCACCAGAGCUGUUGCCAGAAAAUGUAAUAUUAAUUUCUCUACCAUAAGCCGCCUCCAACGUUGUUUUAGAGAAUUUGUCAGUACAUCCAACCGGCCUCACAACCGCAGACCACGUUUAACCAUGCCAGCCCAGGACCUCCGCAUCCGGCUUCUUCACCUGUGGGAUAGUCUGAGACCAGCCACCCGGACAGCUGAUGAAACCUAGGAGUAUUUCUGUCUGCCCUUUUGAGGGGAAAAAACGUAUUCUGACUGGCUGGGCCUGGCUCCCAAGUGGGUGGGCCAGUCUCCCAAGUGGGUGGGCCUAUGCCCAGUCAUGUGAAAUCCAUAGAUUUGGGCCUAAUUUAUUUAUUUCAAAUGACUGAUUUCCUUAUAUGAACUGUAAAUCAGUCAAAUCUUUGAAAUUGUUGCAUUUAUGUUUUUGUUCAGUAUAGUUUGUGAGAAAGUGAUUUCAUAGUUGCUGUUUUUCUUUCGAGACGUUUAGUUAUUUGCCGUCUUUAUGCAGGUUGUCUUGAAGGCUGAGUGUUUUGUUUCCAUGUGUGUAAUCUCUGGUUAUUGCCCCAUGCAUGUACAGAGUCAGCUGCACAGAAAUUGUUCCAGCCUCAUUCGGCCGCCAAACCUCAAUGGAACUGACAAUGAAACCUGGUGUGACUGGGCACCCUUUGGUGAGUCCUCUGCUUGAUUCGAGUUCAUUGUUAAUUUUAAGAAGGAAUAGAAAUUCUUCCAAAGUGUUUGAGUGCUUCCAAAACUAAUAUAUUGAAAGCAUACCAUGUCAGUAGAAUGGGACAGCAGAUUUCAUUUGGAUAUUUUCUGUGUCAUCUUGUUCUGUCCAGACCAGGAGAACUACCAGACACUGUUUGGAGCCGUCGACAACUCCUUCCUGGUUGCUUAUGCCAUUGGCAUGUUUUUCAGGUAGGCAGAAUGAUGUCAAUUAUUUGUUUUAUGUUUUGUGUGUGUGCUUGCAUGUGUGUUAAAACUCACUACAAGGAGUUGACCACAUUAUGUGUUGUGUGGUUUGACAGUGGGAUAUUUGGAGAGCGCGUGCCCCUGCGCUACUACCUGACCAUCGGGAUGCUUCUCAGUGGUCUCUUCACGUGUCUGUUUGGCCUCGGCUUCUACUGGAACAUCCACUCGAUAUGGUACUACGCCUUUGUCCAGGUACAGGUUAAAUCUCCUCCAAAACCAUUCAGUCACUUGCUCACACUUUGCAGCAGAGUUACCAUUUAAACAUUUUUGUAUCUAUUUUUUUUUUCGCCAUACCCUACCAUCCCUACCCUGAUUGGAGUAAACUAACAGACAACAAUACUUCUACUGUGGUCCUCUGUAGCUCAGCUGGUAGAGCACGGCGCUUGUAACGCCAAGGUAGUGGGUUCGAUCCCCGGGACCACCCAUACACAAAAAUGUAUGCACGCAUGACUGUAAGUCGCUUUGGAUAAAAGCGUCUGCUAAAUGGCAUAUUAUAUUAUUAUUAUUAUUACUGCUACUUACAGCUAUAUUCGCUCACAUCUACGGUACCUGUAGUUAAAUAAUACAUAUAUUCCUAAUUUACUCUUUCUUCAAGUGCUGGAUUUUCACCCUUUGUGGCCAAUCCACUAUUCAUUCUGAUCUUAACUCCAACCCCCCGAUAUCCAAAGAUGAACCCAUCUUUCCCAGGGAAGUAAUAUACAUCCCUCCAUUUUACUAUGAUGUCUUAUGAGGGUCCUGAACUUCCUUAUUUAUAACAUUUCUACCGAUAUUGCCCUAAAAAUAAAUACUUUACCCAAGAGUAUAAUGAUAUUUCCCAUUGACUGAUCGUGGUUUUUCAGAUCACCUAACAAUACCGUUUGCAGGUCCAUCUGAACCCUGAUAUUAUGACAUACAGUGAGGGGAAAAAAGUAUUUGAUCCCCUGCUGAUUUUGUACGUUUGCCCACUGACAAAGACAUGAUCAGUCUAUCAUUUUAAUGGUAGGUUUAUUUGAACAGUGGGAGACAGAAUAACAACAAAAAAAUCCAGAAAAACGCAUGUCAAAAAUGUUAUAAAUUGAUUUGCAUUUUAAUGAGGGAAAUAAGUAUUUGACCCCUCUGCAAAACAUGACUUAGUACUUGGUGGCAAAACCCUUGUUGGCAAUCACAGAGGUCAGAUGUUUCUUGUAGUUGGUCACCAUGUUUGCACACAUCUCAGGAGGGAUUUUGUCCCACUCCUCUUUGCAGAUCUUCUCCAAGUCAUUAAGGUUUCGAGCCUGACGUUUGUCAACUCGAACCUUCAGCUCCCUCCACAGAUUUUCUAUGGGAUUAAGGUCUGGAGACUCCAGACUCCAGAUUCCAGGACCUUAAUGUGCUUCUUUUUGAGCCACUCCUUUGUUGCCUUGGCCGUGUGUUUUGGGUCAUUGUCAAGCUGGAAUACCCAUCCACGACCCAUUUUCAAUGCCCUGGCUGAGGGAAGGAGGUUCUCAACCAAGAUUUGACGGUACAUGGCCCCGUCCAUCGUCCCUUUGAUGCGGUGAAGUUGUCCUGUCCCCUUAGCAGAAAAACACCCCCAAAGCAUAAUGUUUCCACCUCCAUGUUUGACGGUGGGGAUGGUGUUCUUGGGGUCAUAGGCAGCAUUCCUCCUCCUCCAAAAAUGGCGAGUUGAGUUGAUGCCAAAGAGCUCGAUUUUGGUCUCAUCUGACCACAACACUUUCACCCAGUUCUCCUCUGAAUCAUUCAGAUGUUCAUUGGCAAACUUCAGAUGGGCCUGUAUAUGUGCUUUCUUGAGCAGGGGGACCUUGCAGGCGCUGCAGGAUUUCAGUCCUUCACGGUGUAGUGUGUUACCAAUUGUUUUCUUGGUGACUAUGGUCCCAGCUGCCUUGAGAUCAUUGACAAGAUCCUCCCGUGUAGUUCUGGGCUGAUUCCUCACCGUUCUCAUGAUCAUUGCAACUCCACAAGGUGAGAUCUUGCAUGGAGCCCAAGGCCGAGGGAGAUUGACAGUUGUUUUGUGUUUCUUCCAUUUGCGAAUAAUCGCAUCAACUGUUGUCACCUUCUCACCAAGCUGCUUGGUGAUGGUCUUGUAGCCCAUUCCAGCCUUGUGUAGGUCUACAAUCUUGUCCCUGACAUCCUUGGAGAGCUCUUUGGUCUUGGCCAUGGUGGAGAGUUUGGAAUCUGAUUGAUUGUACUCCGAGCAUGUGCUGACCAACUGGCAAGUGUCUUCACUGACAUUUUCAACAUGUCCCUGACUGAGUCUGUAAUACCAACAUGUUUCAAGCAGACCACCAUAGUCCCCGUGCCCAAGGACUCUAAGAUAACCUGCCUAAAUGACUACCGACCCGUAGCACUGACGUCUGUAGCCAUGAAGUGCUUUGAAAGGUUUGUCAUGGCUCACAUCAACAGCAUUAUCCCAGAAACCCUAGACCCACUCCAAUUUGUAUACCGCCCCAACAGAUCCACAGAUGAUGCAAUCUCUAUUGCACUCCACACUGCCCUUUCCCACCUGGACAAGAGGAACACCUACGUGAGAAUGCUAUUCAUUGACUACAGCUCAGCAUUCAACACCAUAGUGCCCUCUAAGCUCAUCACUAAGCUAAGGAUCCUGGGACUAAACACCUCCCUCUGCAACUGGAUCCUGGACUUCCUGACGGGCCGCCCCCAGGUGGUAAGGGUAGGUAACAACACAUCUGCCACACUGAUCCUCAACACGGGGGCCCCUCAGGGGUGCGUGCUCAGUCCCCUCCUGUACUCUCUGUUCACCCAUGACUGCAUGGCCAGGCACGACUCCAACACCAUCAUUAAGUUUGCCGACGACACAACAGUGGUAGGCCUGAUCACCGACAAUGAUGAGACAGCCUAUAGGGAGGAGGUUGAGAGACCUGGCCGUGUGGUGCCAGGACAACAACCUCUCCCUCAACGUGACCAAGACAAAGGAGAUGAUUGUGGACUACAGGAAAAAAAAAAGAGGACUGAGCACGCCCCCAUUCUCAUCGACGGGGCUGUAGUGGAACAGGUUGAGAGCUUCAAGUUCCUUGGUGUCCACAUCACCAACGAACUAUCAUGGUCCAAACACACCAAGACAGUCGUGAAGAGGGCACGACAAAGCCUAUUCCCCCUCAGGAGACUGAAAUGAUUUGGCAUGGGUCCUCAGAUCCUCAAAAAAUUAUACAGCUGCACCAUCGAGAGCAUCCUGACUGGUUGCAUCACCGCCUGGUAUGGCAACUGCUUGGCCUCCGACCGCAAGGCACUACAGAGGUUAGUGCGUACGGCCCAGUACAUCACUGGGGCCAAGCUUCCUGCCAUCCAGGACCUCUAUACCAGGCGGUGUCAGAGGAAGGCCCUCAAAAUUGUCAAAGACUCCAGCCACCCUAGUCAUAGACUGUUCUCUCUGCUACCGCACGGCAAGCGGUACCGGAGUGCCAAGUCAAGGUCCAAAAGACUUCUCAACAGCUUCUACCCCCAAGCCAUAAGACUCCUGAACAGCUAAUCAUGGCUACCCGGACUAUUUGCACUGCCCCCCCACCCCAUCCUUUUUACGCUGCUGCUACUCUGUUAAUUAUUUAUGCAUAGUCACUUGAACUCUACCCACAUGUACAUAUUACCUCAACUACCUCAACUAGCCGGUGCCCCCGCACAUUGACUCUGCAACGGUACCCCCCUGUAUAUAUAGCCUCCCUACUGUUAUUUUAUUUUAUUUCUGCUCUUUUUUUUCUCAACACUUUUUUUGUUGUUGUUUUAUUUUUACUUUUUUUGUUAAAAAUAAAUGCACUGUUGGUUAAGGGCUGUAAGUAAGCAUUUCACUGUAAUGUCUGCACCUGUUGUAUUCGGCGCAUGUGACCAAUACAAUUUGAUUUGAUUUGAUUGAUUGCUUCUUUGGACAGGUGUCUUUUUAUACAGGUAACAAGCUGAGAUUAGGAGCACUCCCUUUAAGAGUGUGCUCCUAAUCGCAGCUCGUUACCUGUAUAAAAGACACCUGGGAGCCAGAAGUCUUUCUGAUUGAGAGGGGGUCAAAUACUUAUUUCCCUCAUUAAAAUGCAAAUCAAUUUAUAACAUUAAUGACAUGCGUUUUUCUGGAUUUUUGUUGUUGUUAUUCUGUCUCUCACUGUUCAAAUAAACCUACCAUUAAAAUUAUAGACUGAUCAUUUAUUUGUCAGUGGGCAAACGUACAAAAUCAGCAGGGGAUCAAAUACUUUUUUCCCUCACUGUAACAACCAUUCCUGGACCUGACUUCAAAAGCGCGGCACCGAUGGACAAUACCAGAAAAUAGGUUCUAUUGAUUCUGUUUCCUGCACAAGGCUGACUGUUCAAUGCCCCAUAUAUUGUGCAUUCUUUUUGUAGCAAGUAUUUCAUAGUUACCUUUGAAUUCAGGCCCGACCUGGGGCAUGUUCAUAAGUGUACGUAACGGAAAACAAAAAAUGAGCGUUUCUUUAUGCACAAGUCCAGGUAGCCCCUCUCUGUUUCAGUAUCAUAUGACAGUGAUAAUGUGAGGGAGGCUGAGAGUGUGUUUCCAUGCCAGUGCUUUUCUCAAGGCUGUGUGAAAAUGUAAUGAUGUGGGUAACCGGCCCACCCCCUUCUCUCUUUUUCUCUGUCUUUGUAUCUCUUUCUUUUUCUUUAUCUCUUUCUCGUGGGGAUACAAAAAGUAUCUCGAUCUCCCUCUCUUUUUCUCUCAUGGGGUCGUGUGUAGGGACAUAUUUAAUGUUGAAAUAAAAAGCAUUUAAAAUCCUAAAUCUCCCUCUCUUACUUCCCUAGGCAAUGAAUGGACUGGUGCAGACGACGGGCUGGCCUGCAGUGGUGGCCUGCGUUGGGAACUGGUUCGGAAAGGGGAAGUGAGUGAUACAUAUCCUUACUGUAGACCGGUUCAGCAAUGCUGACUACACAGUAUCAGUACCCUCUUUUCCAUCUAGUGCAGGGUUUUUACUGUUGCUCAAGGUCAGUCACAUGAUGUGAAAGUGAAUACGAAACUCUCCGAUCGGCGCCUUUGGUUGAACAGGUUUGAGUGUAAUGAGUUUUUGGACAUUCAAAAUAGGAACAAUUUACAGGCAUCCAGUUCCAAAUUCAGCAUUUGAAUGCCAAAAGCUGUCCUCAGUAUUUAGGAAGCAGUCUCACUGUCUCACUGUUCACUGUCAAGCUAUACAAUGUAUCUCAAGGUAAAUCCACCUCUCUCAUUUCCAUCCUAUCUGUGUGUGUCUGUCCCUCUCCCUCCAGACGAGGGUUCAUCAUGGGUGUCUGGAACUCCCACACCUCGGUAGGCAACAUCCUGGGCUCGCUCAUCGCUGGCGUCUUUGUAUCCUCGGCCUGGGGCAUGUCCUUCAUCGUGCCUGGUAUCAUCAUCGCCUCCACGGGCGUUCUCUGCUUCUUCUUCCUGGUGGAGAGUGAGUGUGACCUCUGACCUCUUGGCCCGUAUUCAUAUAGCGUCUCAGAGUAGGAUUGCUGAUCUAGAAUCAGUUUUGCCUUUUAUAUUAUAAUGAAUGGACAGAGGGGGCUUGAUCCUAGAUCAGAGUUCCUACUUUGAGACGCUUUAUGGAUAUGCCCAGACCUCCUUCAAAACACGCCUCAACAUGUCCAUAGUGCUGACUGUGAAAUCCAUUACAACCUAUUGAAGCUUGAUAGAUCAUAGUCAAAAUGAAAUGUUCAUUGCCACUAUAAGGUUAUUAUGGAUGAUACGUUUUUAUUAAGCUAGUUUGAAAAAGGAUCAUGUUGCAUUCUCAGGCAGCAUUUAUCAGAGUUUUCACUGCAGGCAUUUCAUCUUAAACCUAGACUGUUCACGUUUAGACAAAAUGUAAAAUGAGAGUUGGCUUGUCCCAAGACUGUAUUUUGACAUGAAAAUAUUUGUGAGCAAAAUAUUUCUUCUGUCACAGAACCAGAAGAUGUCGGCUGCAGCCCUCCGCAGCACCAUGUAAGUACAACCAAAGAACACAUUAAGUAAUUGGUGUCCUUAGUAGUAUAGAGAAGGGCUGCCUUGCUAAAGGCCACAAGGCCAGUUGGUGUAGGUGGCACCUGAGAUAUGAUGCAUGGCCCGCUUCACUAACCUCUAGGCUACCAGCCACGCCCAGAUUUUGACAAUUUUUUUGUGAUGACCACCAUUUUGUGAUUACAUUAUUUUCCUUUCCUUCGAAAUACUUGAUAUUAUAGAGUAAUAGAAGAAAUGUUAGACAGAAUAUACUCAACCUUAAAACAGUCAAUAGUUGCAGCCCUGGUUAGAACACUGCUAAUUGCUGUUCACUUAAAGAACUCAUCCAGUAAUGAGGAGAUCUUCAGCAGUCCUGGUCAGUCCAACUCUAUCUCCUCUGAGCCGGCAGAGGAGCACACCAAGGCCAUCAGCUUCUGUGGGGCCCUCAGGAUACCUGUGAGUGGGGAUCACUAUCUACUUUCAUUUCAAGCCGUUUCAGUCGCUGAAUCUCAUCAAAUGUUACGCAAGUAUUCCUCUGGCAAAACAGACACAGGCAAUCAACUUAAUAAUGGGAUGUAUUUUAUGUCAAGCCUUGAAUUCCUGUUUCACCUCUGUGUUGUGACUCAUUGUUGGUAAUUACUCUCCAGACCCACACUGUUGUUAUGACAGUUGCUAUGACUGUAAUAUGUGUGUUGUUCUCUUACAGGGCGUGAUGGAGUUCUCCCUCUGUCUGCUGUUCGCUAAGCUGGUUAGCUACACCUUCCUCUACUGGCUUCCUCUCUACAUUGCUAAUGUUGGUACGUGCUCAGUUUAGCUCCUAUUUGUUUACAGUUUACAUUUACAUUUUAUUCAUUUAGCAGACGCUCUUAUCCAGAGCGACUUACAGGAGCAAUUAGGGUUAAGUGCCUUGGUCAAGGGCACAUCGACAGAUUUUUCACCUAGUCGGCUCGGGGAUUAGAACCAGCGACCUUUCGGUUACUGGCACAACGCUCUUAACCACUAAGCUAUCUGCCGCCCCGUGUCAUUUCACCUGAGGGUUCAAAUGCUAACAAUGUUAAUAAGCUGAUAAUGAUUUGCUUUGCAUUGUGAGAUGCGCUGUAAGUUAAUUUGGCGUACUGUGUCACUUAAAAUUCCCAAUGUUUAUUUCCUCAGCCCAUUUUGACCCCAAGGAAGCUGGGGACAUGUCAACACUAUUUGAUGUAGGAGGAAUUGUUGGUAAGCCUUAACAGUUUUGUUGCUGACUUUAUAUGGCAUUAUCUAACCUCUAUAGCCCAAUAAUCUGUAAGAUCAUAUGAGGAACCAGGAAGCUCUUCUCUGAUUGACCUGGAUGUUUUGUCUACACUGUAGUCAUAACAAAUUGUAGAAAUAACGAGUGGUUUCUGUAUUCAUUAUGAAUCACCAAGUAAUAUACAUAUGUGGUUUCUGUACAAAGAGCAGGGAGCUUUUCUAAAGCCUCAUAAAGAAGGGCAGUGAUUGGUAGAUGGGCAACAAUAACAAAUCAGACAUUCAAUAUAUCUUUAAGCAUGGUCAAGUUAAUAAUUAUGCUGUGGAUUAUCUAUUAAACCACCCAGACACAUCAAAGAUACAGUCGUCCUUCUAAACUGAAUCCUGGCUUAGGAAGACCACCAAAAACUCUGAAAUGUCCAUCCCCAACUACAACAUUUUCCGUCUAGAUAGAACUGCCAAAGGGGGUGGAGUUAGCCUGGUCUGUGCCCAAACAGUUUGAGCUUCUACUUCUAAAAAUCCACCUCUCCAGAAAUAAGUCUAUCACUGUUGCCGCUUGCUACAGACCCCCCUCAGCCCCCAGCUGUGCCCUGGACACCAUAUGUGAAUUGAUUGCCCCCCAUCUAUCCUCAGAGUUCGUACUGCUUGGUUACCUAAACUGGAAUAUGCUUAACACCCCGGCCGUCCUACAAUCUAAACUAGAUGCCCUCUCACACAAAUUAUCAAGGAACCUACCAGGUACAACCUGGUAAACAUGGGCACCCUCAUAGAUAUCAUCCUGACUAACUUACCCUCUAAAUACAGCUCUGCUGUCUUCAACCAGGAUCUCAGCGAUCACUGCCUCAUUGCCUGCGUCCGUAAUGGGUCCGCGGUCAAACGACCACCCCUCAUCACUGUCAAACGCUCCCUAAAACACUUAAGCAAGCAGGCCUUUCUAAUUGACCUGGCCCGGGUAUCCUGGAUGGUUAUUGACCUCAUUCCGUCAGUAGAGGAUGCCUGGUUGUUCUUUAAAAGUGCUUUCCUCUCCAUCUUAAAUAAGCAUGCCCCAUUCUAACUAAGAACAGAUAUAGCCCCUGGUUCACCCCAGACUUGACUGCCCUUGACCAGCACAAAAACAUCCUGUGGCGUACUGCAUUAGCAUCGAACAGCCCCCGCGAUAUGCAACUUUUCAGGGAAGUCAGGAACCAAUAUACACAAUCAGUUAGGAAAGCAAAGGCUAGCUUUUUCAAACAGAAAUGUGCAUCCUGUAGCACUAACUCCAAAAAGUUUUAGCACCUCCUCCCAGCUGCCCACUGCACUGAGGCUAGGAAACACUGUCACCACCGAUAAAUCUACGAUAAUCGAGAAUUUCAAUAAGCAUUUUGCUACGGCUGGCAAUGCUUUCCACCUGGCUACCCCUACCCCGGCCACCACCUCUGCCCCAAUUACAGAGAUCAUACGUUUCCUGAAGGUCUUGACCAGGUUUGCACACACUGCAGCAGGGAUUUUGGCCCACUCCUCCAUACAGACCUUCUCCAGAUCCUUCAGGUUUCGGGGGCUGUCGCUUGGCAAUACGGACUUUCAGCUCCCUCUAAAGAUUUUCUAUUGGGUUCAGGUCUGGAGACUGGCUAGGCCACUCCAGGACCUUGAGAUGCUUCUUACGGAGCCACUCCUUAGUUGCCCUGGCUGUGUGUUUCGGGUCGUUGUCAUGCUGGAAGACCCAGCCACGACCCAUCUUCAAUGUCUUACUGAGGGAAGGAGGUUGUUGGCCAAGAUCUCGCGAUACAUGGCCCCAUCCAUCCUCCCCUCAAUACGGUGCAGUCGUCCUGUCCCCUUUGCAGAAAAGCAUCCCCAAAGAAUGAUGUUUCCACCUCCAUGCUUCACGGUUGGGAGGUGUUCUUGGGGUUGUACUCAUCCUUCUUCCUCCAAACACGGCGAGUGGAGUUUAGACCAAAAAGCUCUAUUUUUGUCUCAUCAGACCACAUGACCUUCUCCCAUUCCUCCUCUGGAUCAUCCAGAUGGUCAUUGGCAAACUUCAGACGGGCCUGGACAUGCGCUGGCUUGAGCAGGGGGACCUUGCGUGCGCUGCAGGAUUUUAAUCCAUGACGGCGUAGUGUGUUACUAAUGGUUUUCUUUGAGACUGUGGUCCCAGCUCUCUUCAGGUCAUUGACCAGGUCCUGCCGUGUAGUUCUGGGCUGAUCCCUCACCUUCCUCAUGAUCAUUGAUGCCACACGAGGUGAGAUCUUGCUUGGAGCCCCAGACCGAGCGUGAUUGACCGUCAUCUUGAACUUCUUCCAUUUUCUGAUAAUUGCGCCAACAGUUGUUGCCUUUUCACCAAGCUGCUUGCCUAUUGUCCUGUAGCCCAUCCCAGCCUUGUGCAGGUCUACAAUUUUAUCCCUGAUGUCCUUACACAGCUCUCUGGUCUUGGCCAUUGUGGAGAGGUUGGAGUCUAUUUGAUUGAGUGUGUGGAGAGGUGUCUUUUAUACAGGUAACAAGUUCAAACAGGUGCAGUUAAUACAGGUAAUGAGUGGAGAACAGGAGGGCUUCUUAAAGAAAAACUAACAGGUCUGUGAGAGCCGGAAUUCUUACUGGUUGGUAGGUGAUCAAAUACGUAUGUCAUGCAAUAAAAUGCAAAUGAAUUACUUAAAAAUCAUACAAUGUGAUUUUCUGGAUUUUUGUUUUAGAUUCCGUCUCUCACAGUUGAAGUGUACCUAUGAUAAAAAUUACAGACCUCUACAUGCUUUGUAAGUAGGAAAACCUGCAAAAUCGGCAGUGUACAGUGGGGGGAAAAAAGUAUUUAGUCAGCCACCAAUUGUGCAAGUUCUCCCACUUAAAAAGAUGAGAGAGGCCUGUAAUUUUCAUCAUAGGUACACGUCAACUAUAACAGACAAAAUGAGAAAAAAAACUCCAGAAAAUCACAUUGUAGGAUUUUUAAUGAAUUUAUUUGCAAAUUAUGGUGGAAAAUAAGUAUUUGGUCAAUGACAAAAGUUUCUCAAUACUUUGUUAUAUACCCUUUGUUGGCAAUGACACAGGUCAAACGUUUUCUGUAAGUCUUCACAAGGUUUUCACACACUGUUGCUGGUAUUUUGGCCCAUUCCUCCAUGCAGAUCUCCUCUAGAGCAGUGAUGUUUUGGGGCUGUUGCUGGGCAACACGGACUUUCAACUCCCUCCAAAGAUUUUCUAUGGGGUUGAGAUCUGGAGACUGGCUAGGCCACUCCAGGACCUUGAAAUGCUUCUUACGAAGCCACUCCUUCGUUGCCCGGGCGGUGUGUUUGGGAUCAUUGUCAUGCUGAAAGACCCAGCCACGUUUCAUCUUCAAUGCCCUUGCUGAUGGAAGGAGGUUUUCACUCAAAAUCUCACGAUACAUGGCCCCAUUCAUUCUUUCCUUUACACGGAUCAGUCGUCCUGGUCCCUUUGCAGAAAAACAGCCCCAAAGCAUGAUGUUUCCACCCCCAUGCUUCACAGUAGGUAUGGUGUUCUUUGGAUGCAACUCUGCAUUCUUUGUCCUCCAAACACAACGAGUUGAGUUUUUACCAAAAUGUUCUAUUUUGGUUUCAUCUGACCAUAUGACAUUCUCCCAAUCCUCUUCUGGAUCAUCCAAAUGCACUCUAGCAAACUUCAGACGGGCCUGGACAUGUACUGGCUUAAGCAGGGGGACACGUCUGGCACUGCAGGAUUUGAGUCCCUGGCGGCGUAGUGUGUUACUGAUGGUAGGCUUUGUUACUUUGGUCCCAGCUCUCUGCAGGUCAUUCACUAGGUCCCCCCGUGUGGUUCUGGGAUUUUUGCUCACCGUUCUUGUGAUCAUUUUGACCCCACGGGGUGAGAUUUUGCGUGGAGCCCCAGAUCGAGGGAGAUUAUCAGUGGUCUUGUAUGUCUUCCAUUUCCUAAUAAUUGCUCCCACAGUUGAUUUCUUCAAACCAAGCUGCUUACCUAUUGCAGAUUCAGUCUUCCCAGCCUGGUGCAGGUCUACAAUUUUGUUUCUGGUGUCCUUUGACAGCUCUUUGGUCUUGGCCAUAGUGGAGUUUGGAGUGUGACUGUUUGAGGUUGUGGACAGGUGUCUUUUAUACUGAUAACAAGUUCAAACAGGUGCCAUUAAUACAGGUAACGAGAGGAGGACAGAGGAGCCUCUUAAAGAAGUUACAGGUCUGUGAGAGCCAGAAAUCUUGCUUGUUUGUAGGUGACCAAAUACUUAUUUUCCACCAUAAUUUGCAAAUAAAUUCAUUAAAAAUCCUACAAUGUGAUUUUCUGGACUUUUUUCCCUCAAUUUGUCUGUCAUAGUUGACGUGUACCUAUGAUGAAAAUUACAGGCCUCUCUCAUCUUUUUAAGUGGGAGAACUUGCACAAUUGGUGGCUGACUAAAUACUUUUUUUCCCCACUGUAUCAAAUACUUGUUCUCCCCACUGUACCUAGGUGUCUGGUUAGACCGUAAACUGUCCUUCCAGACUCACAUUAAGCAUCUCCAAUCCAAAGUUAAAUCUAGAAUCGGCUUCCUAUUUCGCAACAAAGCCUCCUUCACUCAUGCUGCCAAACAUGCCCUCGUAAAACUGACUAUCCUACCGAUCCUUGACUUCGGCUAUGUCAUUUACGAAAUAGCCUCCAACACUCUACUCAGCAAAUUGGAUGUUGUAUAUCACAGUGCAAUCCAUUUUGUCACCAAAGCCCCAUAUACUACCCACCACUGUGACCUGUACGCUCUCGUUGGCUGGCCCUCACUACAUAUUCGUUGACAAACCCACUGGCUCCAGGUCAUCUAUAAAUCACUGCUAGGCAAAUCCCCGCCUUAUCUUAGCUCAUUGGUCACCAUAGCAACACCCACCCGUAGUAUGCGCUCCAGCAGGUAUACAGUCAUAUGAAAAAGUUUGUGCACCCCUCUGAGGCUGCAUAAUAAUUUACUCUGUCGUCACAGAAAAUGAUCACAGUGGCAUGCCAUUCAUUUUCUAAUAAAAGCUGAGUACUGGGGUAUUGUCCAGAAAAAGAUUUUUAGUGUAGCAAUAUUAAGUUGUAUGAAAUUAAAUCAGAUGUGAAAAAUAGGCUAUGCAAACAUUUGGGCACCCUUGUCAUUCUGUUGAUUUGAAUACCUGUAACUACUUAGCACUGAUUAAUGGAACACACAAUUGGUUUGGUGAGCUCAUUAAGCCUUGAACUUCAUAGACAAGUGCAUCCAAUCAUGAGAAUAGGUAUUUAAGGUGGCGAAUUGCAAGUUGUUGUUCUCUUUGACUCUCCUCUGAAGAGUGGCAACAUAGGGGCCUCAAAACAACUCUCAAAUGACCUGAAAACAAAGAUUGUUCAACAUUAUGGUUUAGGGGAAGGCUACAAAAAGCUAUCGCAGAGAUGUAAGCUGUCAGAGUCCACUGUGAGGAACAUAGUGAGGAAAAGGAAGACCACAGGCACAGUUCUUGUUAUGGCCAGAAGUGGCAGGCAAAGUAAAAUAUCGGAGAGGCAAAGGCGAAGGAUGGUGAGAAUGGUCAAAAACAGCCCUCAGACCACCUCCAAAGACCUACAACAUCAUCUUGCUGCAAAUGGUGUCACUGUGCAUCGUUCAACAAUUCAGCGCACUUUGCACAAGGAGAAGCUGUACGGGAGAGUGAUGCAGAAGAAGCCUUCUCUGCACACAUACCACAAACGGAGUCGCUUGAGGUAUGCAAACGCACAUUUGGACAAGCCAGCUUCAUUUAGGAAUAAGGUGCUGUGGACUGAUGAAACAAAGAUUGAGUUAUUUGGUCAUAACAAGGGGCGUUAUGCAUGGCGACAAAAGAACACAGCGUUCCAAGAAAAACACUUGCUACCCACAGUAAAAUUUGGUGGGGGUUCCAUCAUUCUGUGGGGCUGUGUGGGCAGUGCCGGUACUGGGAAUCUUGUUAAAAGUUGAGGGUCGCAUGGAUUCCACUCAAUAUAAGCAGAUUCUUUGGAAUAAUGUUGAAGAAUCAGUCACAAAGUUGAAGUUACGCCGAGGCUGGAUAUUUCAACAAGACAACGACCCAAAACACUGCUCAAAAUCUACCCAGGCAUUUAUGCAAAGGAACAAGUACAAUGUUCUGGAAUGGCCAUCCCAGUCCCCAGACCUGAAUAUCAUUGAGAAUCUGUGGGAUGAUUUGAAGCGGGCUGUCCAUGCUCGGCAACCAUCAAACCUAACUGAAGUGGAGAUGUUUUGUAAGGAGGAAUGGUCCAAAAUACCUUCAUCCAGAAUCCAGACACUCAUCAGAGGCUAUAGGAAGCGUCUAGAGGCUGUUAUUUUAGCAAAUGGAGGCUCUACUAAAUAUUGAUGUGAUUUUUCUGUCGGGGUGCCCAAAUUGAUGCACCUGUCUAAUUUCGUUUUGAUGCAUAUUGCACAUUUUCUGUUAAUCCAAUAAACCUAAUUUCACUACUGAAAUAUUACUGUUUCCAUCAGUUAUUCAUAGAUAGAUCAAAAUGAAAUUGCUGAUCCAAACACCCAAUUAUUUAUAAAUGGAAAUCCUGUAAAUUGUCAGGGGUACCCAAACUUUUUCAUACGACUCUAUCUCACUGGUCAUCCCCAAAGCCAACACCUCCUUUGGCCGCCAUUCCUUCCAGUUCUCUGCUGCUAAUGACUGGAACGAACUGCAAAAAUCUCUGAAGCUGGAGACACUUAUCUCCCUCACUAACUUUAAGCAUCAGUUGUCAGAGCAGCUUACCGAUCACUGCACCUGUACACAGCCCAUAUGAAAUUAGCCCACCCAACUACCUCAUCCCCAUAUUGUUAUUUAUUUUGCUCAUUUGCACCCCAGUAUCUCUAUUUGCACAUCUUCUUCUCCACAUCUGUCACUCCAGUGUUAAUACUAAAUUGUAAUUAUUUUGCACUAUGGCCUAUUUAUUGCCUUACCUCCAUAACUUACUACAUUUGCACACACUGUAUAUAGAUUUUCUAUUGUGUUAUUGACUGUAUGUUUUGUUUUAUCCCAUGUGUAACUCUGUGUUGUUGUUGUUUGUAUCGCAAUGCUUUGCUUUAUCUUGGCCAGGUCGCAGUUGUAAAUGAGAACUUGUUCUCAACUGGCUUACCUGGUUAAAUAAAUAGAAAAUAGAAAUAAACUGAGCUGCAGGACAGGAAUGAAACUGCUCAGGGAUGUUACCAUGAGGCCAUUGGUGAUUUUAAAAGAGCUACAGUUCAAUAGCUGUGAUGAGAGAACUGAGGAUGGAUCAACAUUGUAGUGACUCCACAAUAAUGACCUAAAUGACAGAGUGAGAAGAAGAAUACAAAUAUAACGAAUACAAAAUAUUCUAAAAUAUGCAACAAGGCACUAAAGUAAUACUGCAAAAAAACACGGCAAAGCAAUACACUUUUUAGCCUAAAUGCAAAGCCUUAUGUUUGGGGCAAAUCCAACACAACACAUCACUGAGUAACUGCCUCCUUAUUUUCAAGCAUGGUGCUGGCUGCAUCAUGGUAUAGGUACGCUUGACUUCGGCAAAUACUGGGGAGUUUUUCAGGAUUAAAAGAAACGGGAUGGAGCUAAGCACAGGCAAAAUCCUAGAGGAAAACCAGCUUCAGUCUGCUUUCCACCAGACAUUGGGAGAGGAAUUCACCUUUCAGCAGGACAAUAACCUGCAACACAAGGCCAAAUAUACCCUUGAGUUGCUUACCAAGAAGACCGUGAAUGUUCCUGAGUGGCCUAGUUACAGUUUUGACUUAAAUCUGCUUGAAAAUCUAUGGCAAGACUUAAAAAUGGCUGUCUAGACAUGAUCCCCAACAUCUUGACAGAGCUUGAAGAAUUAUGAAAAGAAUAAUGGGCUAAUAUUGCACAAUCCAGGUGUGUAAAGCUCUUAGAGACUUACCCAAGAAGACGCACAGCUGUAAUCGCUGCCGAAGGUGUUUCUAACAUGUAUUGACUCAGGGAGCUAAAUACUUAUGCAAUGACUAUAUUUUAGUUAUUUAAUUUUGUAAACAUUUUUUACAAUGAAAUCCAUUUUAAUCCCAUUUUGUAACACAAUACAGACCAUAGUCAUAACAAGUAACUGCUCUAGUAGUCUGCCAGAAGAGUUCAUUAGAAUUGGUCAAUUAAUGGCUCCUACUGUAUGGUGUCUGCGCACUUCCCAUAUUAUUGAUCUUCAAUGUAGUUCCCUAAAUGCCAUGGAUUAAUUUUUUUCAGAUUAUGUAGGACUGCUGUCUUCCCCUAUGUGUUAAGGGUAUGUGUUAAGUGUGUGUUGUCUGUCUGCAGGGGGCAUCGUGGCUGGACUGGUGUCGGACCAAACUGGGGGCAGAGCCUCUACUUGCUGUGUCAUGUUAAUCCUGGCUGCCCCUAUGGUGAGUGUGCAUUCACACAAGACAUCACUGGCUUUAAACCAUGUGUAACACCAUGGCCAUUUUUAGUGUCACUUUAUUAUAGUACACUUAGGACUCCUUAAAUUCUAAAUGUGGCAUUCAAGGGUAAUCUGCACAUUUCAAACUUUAGAAAACCGGUGCUGGGCAAAAUAUACUGUAGAUCAAGAAAGGAAAGGCCUGAAUUACAAAUGUGGACAAGACACUUUUAUAUUCACUUAUGAAAAGGGGCAAUUCUCUCUGUCAAAGUUUUGAUCACUUAAUCACAUAUAUGCAAUGUAAAUAUGACUGCAUGAUGGACGCAGAAAAAGGAAUUUGGCUGCGCUUGGAGCUCUCUGGAAUUGGCAGUGAACUUCACCCGCUGCCCAAGCCUAAGAAACAUUUUGUGUUAGGUCGUGAGCUCCUUGACAGUAGUGUGUCAAUCCGUUUUUCAGCAUAGCUCAAUGUUUUCCUUUUGGGUCUGCAUGUGGGUUAGUAAAUCAUUAGUAAAUCCUUCAAGAGUGCCACAUUUUACCCACGAUCCAGUCUAAAUGUUUGUUUUUGUUGCUUUCCUAGUUGUUCCUGUACAACCACAUUGGACAGCAUAGCCUAGCAACCACAAUCGGUAAGAGUUAAGUUAUUUUGUAUGAAAUUUGACUUUGAAGCCAUAGAGCCAUUUUGGUCUCAACCCCUCUUACUGAAAACAACAUAAAUGCUCCAAUUUAACACAUUGUACAUUGUACUUUACUGUGUGUCGGUUGUGUGUUUAUAGCCUGUGGAUUUCACAUUUACGCUUAGUCAUUUGGCAGACACUCUUAUCUAGGGCGACUUGCAUUCGGUACAUUCAACUAAAGUAGGCAACCAACAUAACAACCACAUAUCACUAUGAAAAGCUUCUUUAAAAAUAGCCUUGAUCUGCUAGCUAGCGUCCUGUACAUGCCUGAUCCCCAUGUUGCUGUGUUCCUCUGCCCUGUAGGGAUGCUGUUGGUGUGCGGAGCCCUGGUGAACGGCCCCUACGCCCUCAUCACCACCGCCGUGUCUGCUGACCUGGUAAGCUCAUCCAUCCCAGACUGCACUGCUGCAUGCCACUCUCACAUGAGGUCCUCAGCUCUCCCAAAGUCACACAGAGGAGAUAAGCUCGGCAUUGCCCCCUCACCCCAAAUUCCCCAGGUCCCCUGUUAGUCCAAGACUGUGUCUAAUGCGUCUUUCCUCGAUUCCUCGCAUUCUAUCUCCCUCGCCUCUUUCUCAAACCGUAUUGGAGAAGAAGAUCCAAGGUCCCUCCCGUCAGACCUUCACCUUCCAUGUGUUUUGAGGAGAGGAGGUGAGGAGAGAGGAUGCAAGGAAUCGAGGAGAGACACAUUUGGAAAGAGCCCAAGUCUUUUAUGCAGUCACGGACUGAAUGUUGAUUCAUAAUGAGGGUUUUUCCUUUCAUAGGGGACGCAUGAGAGCCUGAGAGGAAACUCUAGAGCCUUGUCAACGGUCACUGCCAUUAUUGACGGCACGGGGUCAAUAGGUAUGUGGGGAAUUUCUGGGACACACGGGGGAUUGGUACUCUUGAUCUUUUUUCUUUUUAUUUGAUGCUUGUAAUUGUCCUCCCGAGUGGCGCAGUGGUCUAAGGCACUGCAUCGCAGUGCUAGCUGUGCCACUAGAGAUCCUGGUUCGAAUCCAGGCUCUGUCGUAGCCGGCCGCGACCGGGAGACCCAUGGGGCAGCGCACAAUUGGCCCAGUGUCGUCCAGGGUAGGGAAUGGCCGGCAGGGAUGUAGCUCAGUUGGUAGAGCAUGGCAUUUGCAACACCAGGGUUGUGGGUUCGAUUCCAGUAUAACAAAUAAAAAUGUAUGCACUCACUAACUGUAAGUCGCUCUGGAUAAGAGCGUCUGCUAAAUUACUAAAAUGCUAUGAUGCAUUUGUGUGCGCCUGUGUCAAUGCAUGAAGGAAGGUUUUUAUUUUAGGUCACCUAUGUUUUGAGAUUAACUUCAAUGCUCAGUUAUUGCAGUGUUAUGUGACAAUGACUAAUUGUAUACAGUUUAUGUACAAGGUCCAUGGCUCAUACAAAACUAUUUUCCAUUGUAAAUCAUGUUGUGUUCUAAAGGCAGAAUUGUUAUUAUUGUUGUCCCAAAUCAAAUUGUAUAUCCAGUCCUGGUUUCAGGUGCUUGGGUUCCCCUGCGCAAGUGUUUCUCUUAUUCUCUGACUGUCCUCUAGGUGCCGCCCUAGGUCCUCUGUUAGCAGGGCUGAUCUCUCCGACGGGAUGGAACAAUGUCUUCUUCAUGCUGAUCACUGCCGAUAUCCUCGCCUGUUUGGUUAGUUUUUAGUCUUUAUGUUUUUAUUAACAUGUUUUAUAAAUCACUGCAAUAUUUUAGCCACAUGUACAAAGAGGGUGCUACACCUGUGGAUUGUGGACAAAAUGAAUGAUACUCUUAAUACCAUAUGACAGUGUUUCCCGACCCUUGUUUGAGUACCCCCAACAGUACACAGUUUCGUUGUAGCCCUUGACAAACACACCUCAUUCAACUCAUUUGAGGUUUUGUUGACAAGUUGAAUCAGGUGUGCUUGUCCAGGAUUGCAAUAAAAAGGUGUACUGUCAUGGGAUGCCACCUUUCCAACAAGUCAUUUCGUCAAAUUUCUGCCCUGCAAGAGCUGUCCAGGUCAACUGUAAGUGCUGUUAUUGUGAAGUGGAAAUGUCUAGGAGCAACAACGGCUUAGCCGCGAAGUGAUAGACCACACAAGCUCACAGAACGGGACCGCCGAGUGCUGAAGCGCAUAGCGCGUAAAAAUCGUCUGUCCUCUGUUGCAACACUUCUACUGAAUUCCAAACUGCCUCUGGAAGUAACGUAGAACUGUUCAUCGGGAGCUUCAUGAAAUGGGUUUCCAUGGCCGAGCAGCCGCACACAAGCCUAAGAUCACCAUGUGUAAUGCCAAGCGUCGGUUGGAGUGGUGUAAAGCUCGCUACCAUUGGGCUCUGGAACAGUGGAAACGCAUUCUCUGGAGUGAUGAAUCACGCUUCACCAUCUGGCAGUCCGACGGACGAAUCUGGGUUUGGCAGAUGCCAGGAGAACGCUACCUGCCCAAAUGCAUAGUGCCAACUGUAAAUUUCGGUGGAGGAAUAAUGGUCUGGGGCUGUUUUUAAAUUGUGUUUAUAAAUAUAUAGAAAAAUAUAUAUUUUUCGGAAAGUAUUCAGACCGCUUGACUUUUUCCACAUUUUGUUAUUUUACAGCCUUAUUUUAAAAUUUAUUAAAUAGUUUUUUCCCCUCAUCAAUGUACACACAAUACCCGAUAAUGACAAAGCAAAAACAGGUUGUUAUACAUUUUUGAAAAACCCCCCCGGAAAUAUCACAUUUACAUAAGUAUUCAGACCCUUUACUCAGUACUUUGUUGAAGCAUCUUUGGCAGCGAUUACAGCCUUGAGUCUUCUUGGGUAUGACGCUACAAGCUUGGCACACCUGUAUUUGGGGAGUUUCUCUCAUUGUUCUCUGCAGAUCCUGUCAAGCUCUGUCAGGUUGGAUGGGGAGCGUCGCUGCACAGCUAUUUUCAGGUCUCUCCAGAGAUGUUUGAUCGGGUUCAAGUCCGGGCUCUGGCUGGGCCACUUAUGGACAUUCAGAUAUUUGUCCCGAAACCACUCCUGCAUUGUCUUGGCUGUGUGCUUAAGGUCGUUGUCCUGUUGGAAGGUGAACCUUCACCCAAGUCUGAGGCCCUGAGCUCCCUGGAGCAGGUUUUCAUCAAGGAUCUCUCUGUACUUUGGUCCGUUCAUCUUUCCCUCGAUUCUAACUAGUCUCCCAGUCCCUGCCGCUGAAAAACAUCCUCACAGCAUGAUGUUGCCACCACCAUGCUUCACCGUAGGGAUGGUGCCAGGUUUCCUCCAGACGUGAUGCUUGACAUUCAGGCCAAAGAGUUCAAUGUUGGUUUCAUCAGACCAGAGAAUCCUGUUUGUCAUGGUCUGAGAGUCCUUGGGUUCUUGGUCACCUCCCUGACCAAGGCCGGGCGGCCAGCUCUAGGAAGAGUCUUGGUGGUUCUAAACUUCUUCUAUGUAAGAUUGAUGGAGGCCACUGUGUUCUUGGGGACCUUCAAUGCUGCCGACAUUUUUUGGUACUUCCCCAGAUUGACACAGUCUCGGAGCUCUAUGGACAUUUCCUUCGACCUCAUGGCUUGGUUUUUGCUCUGACAUGCACUGUUAACUGUGGGACCUUAUAUAGACAGGUGUGUGCCUUUCCAAAUCAUGUCCAAUCAAUUUAAUUUACCACAAGUGGACUCCAAUCAAGUUGUAAAAACAUUUCAAGGAUGAUCAAUAUAAACAGGAUGCGCCUGAGUUCAAUUUUGAGUCUCAUGGCAAAGGGUCUGAAUACUUAUGUAAAUAAGGUAUUUCGGUUUUAUAUUUUUUAUACAUUUGCAACAAUUUAAUCCAUUUUAGAGUAAGGCUGUAACGUAGCAAAAUGUGGAAAAAGGCAAGGAAUCUGAAUACUUUCUGAAUGCACUGUAUGUUUAAAAACAGAUCUAUUUUAGUAAGCUAUGUUGAGUGUGCUGUCUCCCUGUUUUCCAGCUGCUGUCCAGGCUGGUGUAUAAGGAGGUGAGGGGCUGGUGUGGACACAGCCCCAGACAAAGAGGGUGAGCCGCUCACAACUACACCACUGGGAAUCAUAUAACCAUUCAGGAAACCCAAAUUAAUGUUAGUCAUAAAAUCAUACCUGUUUUAUCCAAGGAGUGAACAAAUACUGGCUACUUCACUUAAAAGGGGCAAAAUGCAAUUGAACUUGAGUGUGGACUAAAAUGACUAUUCCUUUAAAUACAGGUCAAAGCCACAAAUAGAGUUCAAUGUGUCAAAUCGGAGGGCCUGUUGUCUGGACCUCUGGCAGUCGCUAUGGUGGUGCCACAGGGUUCAAUUCUCGGGCCGACUCUAUUCUCUGUGUAUAUCAAUGAUGUCGCUCUUGCUACUGGUGACGCUCGGAUCCACCUCUAUGCGGACGACACCAUUUUGUAUACAUCUGGCCCUUCAUUGGACACUGUGUUAACAAACCUCCAAAUGAGCUUCAACGCCAUACAACACUCCUUCCGUAGCCUCCAACUGCUCUUAAACACUAGUAAAACUAAAUGCAUGCUCUUCAACCGAACACUGCUUGCACCCGCCCACCCGACUAGAAUCACUACUCUCGGCGGGUCUGACCUAGAGUAUGUGGACUACAAAUACAUACAGUGGGGAGAACAAGUAUUUGAUACACUGCCGAUUUUGCAGGUUUUCCUACUUACAAAGCAUGUAGAGGUCUGUAAUUUUUAUCAUAGGUACACUUCAACUGUGAGAGACGGAAUCUAAAACAAAAUUCCAGAAAAUCACAUUUUAUGAUUUUUAAGUAAUUAAUUUGCAUUUUAUUGCAUGACAUAAGUAUUUGAUCACCUACCAACCAGUAAGAAUUCUGGCUCUCACAGACCUGUUUGUUUUUCUUUAAGAAGCCCUCCUGUUCUCCACUCAUUACCUGUAUUAACUGCACCUGUUUGAACUCGUUACCUGUAUAAAAGACACCUCUCCACACACUCAAUCAAACAGACUCCAACCUCUCCACAAUGGCCAAGACCAGAGAGCUGUGUAAGGACAUCAGGGAUAAAAUUGUAGACCUGCACAAGGCUGGGAUGGGCUACAGGACAAUAGGCAAGCAGCUUGGUGAGAAGGCAACAACUGUUGGCGCAAUUAUUAGAAAAUGGAAGAAGUUCAAGAUGACGGUCAAUCACCCUCGGUCUGGGGCUCCAUGCAAGAUCUCACCUCAUGGGGCAUCAAUGAUCAUGAGGAAGGUGAGGAAUCAGCCCAGAACUACAUGGCAGGACCUGGUCAAUGACCUGAAGAGAGCUGGGACCACAGUCUCAAAGAAAACCAUUAGUAACACACUACGCCGUCAUGGAUUAAAAUCCUGCAGCGCACGCAAGGUCCCCCUGCUCAAGCCAGCGCAUAUCCAGGCCCGUCUGAAGUUUGCCAAUGACCAUGGGAGAAGGUCAUGUGGUCUGAUGAGACAAAAAUAGAGCUUUUUGGUCUAAACUCCACUCGCCGUGUUUGGAGGAAGGAGAAGGAUGAGUACAACCCCAAGAACACCAUCCCAACCGUGAAGCAUGGAGGUGGAAACAUCACUCUUUGGGGAUGCUUUUCUGAAAAGGGGACAGGACGACUGCACCGUAUUGAGGGGAGGAUGGAUGGGGCCAUGUAUCGCGAGAUCUUGGCCAACAACCUCCUUCCCUCAGUAAGAGCAUUGAAGAUGGGUCGUGGCUGGGUCUUCCAGCAUGACAACGACCCGAAACACACAGCCAGGGCAACUAAGGAGUGGCUCCGUAAGAAGCAUCUCAAGGUCCUGGAGUGGCCUAGCCAGUCUCCAGACCUGAACCCAAUAGAAAAUCUUUGGAGGGAGCUGAAAGUCCGUAUUGCCCAGCGACAGCCCCGAACCCUGAAGGAUCUGGAGAAGGUCUGUAUGGAGGAGUGGGCCAAAAUCCCUGCUGCAGUGUGUGCAAACCUGGUCAAGACCUACAGGAAACGUAUGAUCUCUGUAAUUGCAAACAAAGGUUUCUGUACCAAAUAUUAAGUUCUGCUUUUCUGAUGUAUCAAAUACUUAUGUCAUGCAAUAAAAUGCAAAUUAAUUACUUAAAAAUCAUACAAUGUGACUUUCUGGAUUUUUGUUUUAGAUUCUGUCUCUCACAGUUGAAGUGUACCUAUGAUAAAAAUUACAGACCUCUACAUGCUUUGUAAGUAGGAAAACCUGCAAAAUCGGCAGUGUAUCAAAUACUUGUUCUCCCCACUGUAGGUGUCUGGUUAGACUGUAAACUCUCCUUCCAGACUCACAUUAAGCAUCUCCAAUCAAAAGUUAGAUCUAGUUCGCAAACAAAGCCUCCUUCACUCAUGCUGCCAAACAUGCCCUCGUAAAACUGACUAUCCUACUGAUCCUUGACUUCGGCGAUGUCAUUUACAAAAUAGCCUCCAACACUCUACUCAGAAAGCUGGAUGUAGUCUAUCACAGUGCCAUCCGUUUUGUCACCAAAGCCCCAUAUACUACUCACCAUUUUGACCUGUACACUCUUGUUGCCUGGCCCUCACUACAUAUUCGUCACCAAACCCACUGGCUCCAGGUCAUCUAUAAAUCACUGCUAGGCAAAUCCCCGCCUUAUCUUAGCUCACUGGUCACCAUAGCAACACCCACCCGUACUCUGCGCUCCAGCAGGUAUAUCUCACUGGUCAUCCCCAAAGCCAACACCUUUGGCCGCCAUUCCUGGAACAAACUGCAAAAAUCUCUGAAGCUGGAGACUCUUAUCUACCUCACUAACUUUAAGCAGCAGUUGUCAGAGCAGCUUACCGAUCACUGCACCUGUACAUAGCCAUUCUGAAAUUAGCCCACCCAACUACCUCAUCCCCAUAUUGUUAUUUAUUUAGCUAAUUUGCACCCCAGUAUCUCUAUUUGCACAUCAUCUUUUGCACAUCUAUCAUUCCAGUGUUAAUACGAAAUUGUUACUAUUUUGCACUAUGGCCUAUUUAUUGCCUUACCUCCAUAAUUUACUACAUUCACACACACUGUAUAUAUAUUUUCUGUUGUAUUUUUGACUUUUUGUUUUGUUUACCCCAUAUGUAACUCUGUGUUGUUGUUUUUAUCGCACUGCUUUGCUUUAUCUUGGCCAGGUCGCAGUUGUAAAUGAGAACUUGUUCACAACUGGCUUACCUGGUUAAAUAAAAAUAAAAUAUAAAAUAGAGCUACUCCACAGGGCUUUAUACAUUAGCCUUUCCCUAGAGGUUAAGGGUGCUCAUUAUUCUACUCCAAAGUGGCCUCCAGGCUGCUGAUUAAUUGGCCAGCUUUAAGUGAAAAUUUGCAGUUGCACCUCAGGCUAUUUUUAGAGAUCAGAAGUUGUCAAUUACGAUUAAUCUGGGACCUUGAUUGCGUCUUGAGAGUUGUAUAUUUCCACCAGGUUCCCAUAGGAUUUAAGACAUGAUUGUCUUGAGUUGGGGUUAUUAGACACUGGAUCAAAUAAAAUCAAAUGAUCUACAUAUGUUUUUUAAUAUAUUAGUCAAAUGCUUACUUACGUGCCCUUCCCAACAAUGUAGAGAGAAAUAAUAGAAAAGUAAAAACACGUAAUAAUAAAUACACAAUGAGUAACGAUAACUUGGCUAUAUACAUGGGGUACCAGUACAGAGUCAAUGUGCAGGGGUACGAAGUAAUUGAGUUGAGUAUGUACAUAUAACUUGGAAUAAAGUAACAGAUAAUAAACAGUAGCAGCAGUGUAUGUGAUGGGUAAAAAAAAAGUUUGUGCAAAAAGGGUCAAUGCAGAUAGUCCGGGUAGCUAUUUCGUUAACUAUUUAACUAACUAUUUAGCAGUCUUAUGGCUUGGGGGUAAAAGGGUCCUGUUGGUUCCAUACUACGCUUGCCGUGCAGAGAGAACAGUCAAUAAUUUGGGUUUAGGGCCUUCCUUUGAAAAUGUUUAGGGCCUUCCUCUGACACCGCCUGCUAUAGAGGUCCUGGAUGGCAGGGAGCUCGGCCCCAGUGAUGUACUGGGCCGUACACACUGCCCUCUGUAGCGCCUUGCCGUUGGAUGCCAAGCAGUUGCCAUACCAAGCGGUUAUGCAGCCAGUCAAGAUGCUCUCAAUGGUGCAGCUGUAUAACUUUUUGAGGAUCUGAGGGCCAUGCCAAAUCUUUUCAGCCUCCUGAGGGGAAGAGGUGUUGUUGUACCCUUUUCACGACUGUGUUGGAGUGUGUUGACCAUGAUAGAGCCUUAGUAAUGUGGACACAGAAGAACUUGAAGCUGUCGACCCGCUCCACUACAGCCCGUCAAUGUGCAUGGGGGGUGUGCUCGGCCCUCCGUUUCCUGUAGUCCACGAUCAGCUCCUUUGUCUUGCUGAUGUUGAGGGAAAGGUUGUUGUCCUGGUACCACACUGCCAGGUCUCUGACCUCCUCCCUACAGGCUGUCUCAUUGGCAUCGGUGAUCAGGCCUACCACCAUAAUGUUGUCGGCAAACUUAAUGAUGGUGUUGGAGUUGUGGGUGAACAGGAAGUACAGGAGGUGACUAAGCACGUACCCCUGAGGGGCCCCCGUGUUGAGGGUCAGCGUGGCGGUGAUGUUGUUGCCUACCCUCACCACCUGGGGGCGGCCCUUCAGGAUGUCCAGGAUCCAGUCGCAGAGGGAGGUGUUCAGUACCAGGGUCCUUAGCUUAGUGAUGAGCUUGGAGGGCACUAUGGUGUUGAACGCUGAGCUUUAGUCAGUGAAGAGCAUUCUCACAUAGGUGUUCCUCUUGUCCAGGUGUGAAAGGGCAGUGUGGAGUGCAUUAGAGAUAAUCUGUGGAUCUGUUGGGGGCGGUGUCUGGGAUGAUGUUGUUGAUGUGAGCCAUAACCAGCCUUUCAAAGCAUUUCAUGGCUACAGAUGUGAGUAGUCAUUUAGACAGGUUACCUAUGGCGUUCUUGGGCACAGGGAUAAUGGUGGUCUGCUAGAAACAGGUAGGUAUUACGGACUGUGUCAGGGAGAGGUUGAAAAUGUCACUGAAGACACUUGCCAUCUGGUCAGCGCAUGCUCUGAGUAUGCGUCCUGGUAAUUCGUCUGGCCCAGCAGCCUUGUGAAUGUUAAGCUGUUUAAAGGUCUUACUCACAUCAAAUGUUAUGCAGAAUCGUCUCUUCUUUAUUCUUGCACAACAUCAAGUAACGGAUUCUUGAUUACAAGUACCUUUCCAUGUUAAUGCAGAUCUAUAUUAACGCUGGGCAACUGUGCUUAAGAGCCAUUGUUACAAUGUGGCUGUUUUAUCACAAUAUCAAAUCAUUUCUGGGUAACAAUUUAAGUACCUGACUUUGAUUGUUUUCAAUUAAAAUGGUCAAAAAGACACCGCUUCUUAGCAAAGAGCAAUUUCUCAAGCACUAAUUUUGCUAGGGCUGUCUGGGAGUGGGGAGGGGACACUGAACUAGCUAAUGGAGUUUUGAACGCUUUCUUAUUGGUCCCACCAAAACAUGCUGAAAUUUCAGACUGUGUUUUCGAACAACUCUUUCACUAAAAGGGCUUUAUCAUUUUCACAAUUUGACAGUAUUAUUCCAUCCUCAUAGUGUGGAAAUUAUAAAUAAAACACAGAAAAAUCUAGUUUUUGACUGCACUGGGCCUUUUUUGGAAACUAUAGUAGGACUACAUUACCCACAAUGCACCUGGUAACAUGUCUGGUUUUGUCAUAAUGCAGUUACACUACAGGCCAAGGUGUCCGUCUCUUUGUGCUACAAAACGGUGUCGAAGGUAAAAGGAAGCUGUAUCCACCCCAUUAUCCACAACUGUGCAUGGCGCCGGCCACUCUCACGCUGUCCCUUUUAUUUCAAGUCCCAAACUAACCCUCAUAUCCUGUGAAAUAAUGCUGCUUUCAAAUAAAGCAAGACUCCAUCCCCAACAACAAUUGUGCACCUCAUGGCUCUAUGCUGCCCCCCAUUUAUUCCACCUCCCAAACUAACUCGAUAGCAUUAGCCUCUCUCCAGCAAAAUUGUGAAUAGGCUAGGGGCCAUAUUGACUUGCAAAUUCUUUUGGAGGGUAUACUCAGUUGAAGAUUCUGUGGUGGUUCCUUCACCGCCAGUCCUCAAAUAUGAAAUUACAUUGAAUUAAUCAGAUCCAAUGAUCUGGUGCCUAUGUUAAUGACCGGAAUAGGUUUGCAUUCGGUCCAUUCUGAAAUAGGCUAAUCUAACCUUGUGUUGGCAGGUUCAAAGAAAUCUGAGUGGCCGUCUGGGACAAGAGACCGUAUCACACCUGCGAGGAAGGACGCAGGAAAAAGGACCCAGUAUUAAUCCCUGAGGCACACCACGAUUCAUACAGUACUGGUCCUUUCAUCCUUCAUCCUUCAGCCUUAAUGGACCCAGACCCCGUCACCAGCGGAUGAAAGGAGCUGAAAAAGGAGGAAGGGGCCAUUGA
Messenger RNA from Coregonus sp. 'balchen', 28951 nucleotides. NCBI's taxonomy places the organism in Eukaryota, Metazoa, Chordata, Actinopteri, Salmoniformes, Salmonidae. The record is from the annotation of a GenBank genome assembly.